UCUGCUUGGUCCCCUAUGGGGUGGGAGUCUGGGUGGCUUGCGUACCCGUCUUUAGAGCAUGGUCUGGGAACCAAGAGCUGGGUAAGGACUGCUGCCCUCCCAUCCCUGGCAGGUGGUCCAGAUGACGAGUUUGACUUCAAGAUGUAUAUUGCCUUUGUAUUCAAGGAGAAGAAGAAAAAAUCAGCACUUUUUGAAGUGUCUGAGGUUAUACCAGUUAUGACAAAUAAUUAUGAAGAAAAUAUCCUGAAAGGUGUGCGAGACUCCAGUUAUUCUUUGGAAAGUUCCAUAGAGCUUUUACAGAAAGAUGUGGUGCAGCUCCAUGCUCCUCGAUACCAGUCUAUGAGAAGGGAUGUAAUUGGCUGUACUCAGGAGAUGGAUUUCAUUCUUUGGCCUCGGAAUGAUAUUGAAAAAAUUGUCUGUCUCCUGUUCUCUAGGUGGAAGGAAUCUGAUGAGCCUUUUAGGCCUGUUCAGGCCAAAUUUGAGUUUCAUCACGGUGACUAUGAAAAACAGUUUCUGCAUGUACUGAGCCGAAAGGACAAGACUGGAAUUGUCAACAAUCCUAACCAGUCGGUGUUUCUCUUCAUUGACAGACAGCACUUGCAGACUCCAAAAAACAAAGCUACAAUCUUCAAGUUAUGCAGCAUCUGCCUCUACCUGCCACAGGAACAGCUUACCCACUGGGCAGUUGGCACCAUUGAGGAUCACCUCCAUCCUUACAUGCCAGAAUAGAGUGCUGACCAGCAAAAUGGAGAAGAUCAGAGAGUGCAGCAGCAAUUUUUUUUUCUUACCACUUGAUUCUUUCAGAGUUUAAAGAAAAAUGGACUCAUGCACAGAACACUAUGCAUUUUGAAACUUGUUCAUCCUGGAUUUUUUUUUUUAAUCAUUUGUAUCUCAGAACUUAAAUUAGAUGUCUUCUGCACGGACUGUGUGAAAGAAGAUGCUUUGCAUAUUUGCUGCACUGCAUCAGCAUCUUACUAAAAAUGUGAAAUGAAAGGACUAUUGUACACUGAAAUGCUUAAAUGUUUCUGAAAGCACAAGGUGAUACUCAUUUUUGAUGGUCUUUCCAUUUGUGCUGGUGUUGGCCUCUUUGACACCUGUCAUCAGUAUUUGGAGGGUGAGAAGUGAAUGUAACAGGUAUAAACAACGUUUUUAAAACUUACAGCUUUGCUAUAAUCACCGUUGUUCAGAGCAGUAUCAGAUUCAUUCUAAUGGCCAAAAGUGGUUGUUUAAAAAAGAAAAAGAAGAUACAACCAUAGGAAAGAAAUCUUUAAAAAGCAUCUCAUUGUAGGCAGUCUUGCCUCAUGUAUUACUGGGUCAUGUUUGUUUCCUGGUACUCAUAAAUGUAUGUAUUUUAUUUCCAGAUCUCUUUCCCCAAGUUGCUGUUACGAAAGAGGAUUCUGCCGAGUGUGCACACAGUUACACACGUUAAAGCAGAUCUGGAGUCUGAAGUAGCUAAGCGGCUCUGAAACAGAAAUACAUUCAUAGCUGCAGAAACCACAAUAGGUAGAGGACUGUCCUUUUGGUUUUUGUUUUUUGGUUUUGAAAAGAAGAGAUUUUUAUUAUAAAGAAAAACAAUUCCAGUGAAUUGUGCAGAAAUACUGGUUUUUACACCAUCCUAAAGGAAAACUUAGGGGUUUUUUUGAUGUAGAAAUGUUAUUAAAGUUGGGAUCUUAAAUUGUGCGGGGAGGAAAAAAAACACCAUUGAGUGUCAAAAUUCUAAAAGCAGAACUCAUUUUGUGCAAUGAACAUAAGGAAAGACUACUGUAUAGUUUUUUUGUUUAUUUUUCUUUUAAAUGAAGAAAAGCUUUGCUUAAGGGUUGCAUACUUUUAUUGGAGUAAAUCUGAAUGAUCCUACUCCUUUGGAGUAAAACUUAGUGCUUACCGGUUUCCAAUUGUAUUUAGCUUCUGGUUGGAAUUUGAAUAAAUGAAAACCUAAAUAAAAUAGGUGAAAGUUCCCUGACUAUUCAGGUGAAUACACAAAA
This is a messenger RNA of Capra hircus (goat), 1982 nucleotides long. RefSeq lists its product as uncharacterized. Lineage: Eukaryota; Metazoa; Chordata; Mammalia; Artiodactyla; Bovidae. The record is from RefSeq and is a predicted model, not a curated record.